Acanthoscelides obtectus is the source of this 863-nucleotide messenger RNA. The record is from the annotation of a GenBank genome assembly. NCBI's taxonomy places the organism in Eukaryota, Metazoa, Arthropoda, Insecta, Coleoptera, Chrysomelidae.
AAAGUCCCAAACAGCAAGCGAUAAAAGAGAAACAAAUUCAACUCGACCUAAUCAUAUUAAAUUUAGACAUUGUCUGCAUGAAAAGUGCUUUCACCUCGCCACAGGACAUAAUCGAUGCUUUUGCAAAAAAAAUUUCAACUGUGUUUUUAAAUUCUGAUUCUUCUAAUAUUGAGUUCAUGCCUUCAAAUUUAACUAGUAUGAAUAUAUCUCUGAACACUAAGAGACCUACACUGGACAGAAUGUUCGCUUCGACGUCACAAAGAAAUGAUGAUGGUUUGCGGGCGUCUUACAAUAUCUCGUUACUUAUAGCAAAAUCUGGAAAACCGCAUACUAUCGGAGAGAAGUUAAUUUUGCUAGCCGUUGAAGAGGAUUUAAAAACUGUUUUACACAAACCUGCAUCUGAUAUCAUUAAAAGAAUUCCCUUAAGCAACAAUACUGUUGAAAGACGUAUUGAUGGAAUGAGUUCUGAUAUUGAAAGCUUCUUAUGUAAUUAUUUGCAGACGACCCAUUUCUCUAUACAACUGGACGAGUCAACUUUGCCUGAUAAUGCAGCAUUAUUAUUGGCAUAUGUUCGUUUUAUUAUGAAUCAAGAAAUCUACGAAGAACUGAUCUUCGCAAGAACUUUGAUAACCGACACUAAAGUAGGCUUAGGCGUUUUCAGUUUGACAGAAAAAGAAUCCAAUGUAAAGCCAGAUUGGUCAGACGUACCUGAAAUGCGUGUGGAGUUAAAGUUCGGUCGUUACGACAGGUUGUAUAUAACAAACAUUACAUAUAAAAUUUUAGAAAAAACAAAAUAUAGUGAUAUAAAAAUACAGGCAGCAUCUGCGAACAUUCAUAACUACUGUAAAGCUAUAUCCGUAUAA